CUCUUGAGUAAACAGCAGACCCGCUGGGUAGUCCUGAGCUGGUCUGGGGCUGGCCAUGCUGGGUUUUCAGUGAUGCCCUUCUGCCUCUGUGGGGUUGGGCUCCAGCAGUUCUCAGCUGUACGAGGCAGGACCAGGGGAGACAGAUGGCUGUGUUCAGCCCAACCCUGAUCUGCAUACAGUAGCAUAUGAAUGUAUAGUGUGUUAAGAGCAGCGCCAGCUUCUGCCCAGGGCCAGCUUCUACCCAGGACCAUCGUGUGUACAAGAGGCCAGCACAGUGCCCAGGCACUAGGCACACCUUCAUUUUCAUCCUUCCACCCUGCCUAGGGACGCCUAGGUUCCUGGAUGGAAAUGAAACCACUCCCUAGAGAGUGCCUGUCCUGUGGUGAUGGGAAAAGUUUUGCUCCCCAAAGCCCACCCCGUCCCCCCCCCACAACCUCCCUGUCCAUUGCAGAGAUUGGUGUGGGCAUCACUGGUUUUGGAAUCUUCUUCAUCCUCUUCGGGAUACUCCUGUAUUUUGACUCAGUGCUCCUGGCCUUCGGAAAUCUACUGUUCCUGACGGGCCUCUCCUUCAUCAUCGGCUUGAAGAAGACCUUUACAUUCUUCUUCCAGCGGCAUAAACUCAAGGGGACCAGUUUCUUCUUAGGGGGUGUGGUCAUUGUGCUCCUGCGCUGGCCCCUCCUGGGCAUGCUGCUGGAAACCUACGGCUUCUUCAGCCUGUUCAAGGGCUUUUUCCCUGUCGCCUUUGGCUUCCUAGGCAACACCUCCAGCAUCCCCUUCCUGAGCACGCUGUUCCAGAGGCUUCAAGGCACCAGCUCAAUGGUCUGAAUGACAGAGAUGAACUCCUUGAACUUAGAUCAUUGGUUGAGGGGGCUGGAGGGAAAAUGGGGACCACCCCCUCAGAGCCCCCACCCAGCACUGACUCACUUCCUUGCAUAUCCGGACCUCCUCAAGCCCAGAAGGAAAGAUGGAGCUGAGUGACUAACCCAAAUCCUUAAGUCCGCUUAAGAAGCUACCAGAACUGCUGGCAGGAAAGACCAGGGCCCCUUGCAGAUCAGAUUGGGGCUGGUAUAACAUCCCCACCCUAUAUUUAUGGGAGGAAAAGAGAAGAUUAAAUCCUCAAGCCUAGA
This is a messenger RNA of Otolemur garnettii (small-eared galago), 1127 nucleotides long. It is a transcript of the gene GOLT1A, whose product is annotated as golgi transport 1A. The coding region runs from base 343 to 825 and encodes 160 amino acids. Gene Ontology annotation, cellular component: endoplasmic reticulum; membrane. NCBI's taxonomy places the organism in Eukaryota, Metazoa, Chordata, Mammalia, Primates, Galagidae. Gene Ontology annotation, biological process: endoplasmic reticulum to Golgi vesicle-mediated transport; retrograde transport, endosome to Golgi. The transcript has 4 exons. The record is from RefSeq and is a predicted model, not a curated record.